Molecule: messenger RNA, 2753 nt
Organism: Hypanus sabinus (Atlantic stingray)
Lineage: Eukaryota; Metazoa; Chordata; Chondrichthyes; Myliobatiformes; Dasyatidae
Product: apolipoprotein L5-like
Exons: 4
Coding region: 1070-1810 (246 amino acids)
Biological process (GO): lipoprotein metabolic process; lipid transport
Cellular component (GO): membrane; extracellular region
Molecular function (GO): lipid binding
Source: RefSeq, a predicted model, not a curated record
CAGGAUAAGCUAUCAGCAGAGAGUCUGAAUCAGUCAGUCAUUGGCCGGGUCACUGGUUCAUCGCUCACUCUGCCUUUUGCUGUUUUACAGUUUGGUUCAGACGAUUCACUGUUGUCUCUGGAAUUCCGUUCACCCUCCUUCGGAUAUAUUUCUGACAGCGUGUGAUCGGUGAGAUGGUGUGAUCGGAGACACGGACACAGCUCCGGUCAGGAGAGAGAGACAGAGAGAUCCAGCACAGAUUGCGUGACGUAACGCACCAAAGGUUUAAAAGAAAGACUGCCAUAUACAGCGGCCAUCAUCGUAGCGGCCAUCGUCAGAGUGGACUGAGGCAGAGAGGGUCGACUUUGGCUCAAUCAGGCUUCAGCAAGAGGCGAGGUUUGAACGGGACACGACUGCGCAAGCGCGUGAAAGUUGGCCUCUGAGAUCAGCGGGGGAAUUUAAAAAGCGAGCAGAGGCUGAGGACGAGCUUCACUCCAGGUGAGGUAAGGCCGGAUUAUAUAUUGGGCACUAGUCUUCAUAUAACCACAAAAAUAAUCAUCUUCCAGGAGUGAUGCCUCAAAAAGUUGGCAUCCAUCAUUAAGGAUUCCUCCCACUGAGGACAUGCUCUCUUCUCAUGGCUACCAUCAGAAAGGAGGUACAGGAGACUGAAGGCUCAAACUCAGUGACUCAGUAAUACCUUCUUCUCCUCUGCAAACAACUUCUGAAUGAACAUUGAAUCCAUGAACAUGACCUCAUGACUAUUUUCACACUACUUAUUUAAUUUAACUAUAUAUAUAGUUUAAGUAUUUAUUUACUUUAAGUAUAUAUAUUCUAUUCAUUCCAUGUAAUUUACAGUAAACAUAAAUGCUGUCAUUCAGUUUUUACUAUUAUGUAUUGCAAUGUACUGCUGCCACAUAACAACAAAUUUUAUGACAUAUGCUGUUGAUAUUAAAUGUGAUUCAGCUUCUGGUUCUGAAAUUUUUCAGAUAAGUGCAAGUUGAAAGAUUUUUAAUGUUAACUUUUGUUGAAGAUUGGGGAAAAAUUGUUGAAGACAAUUACGUCCAUAUUGGAGCCCUACUUUCCUGAAAACAUGGAAAUCGAUCUAACUAUAGAAAGAAUAUGGAAAGAAAUUCUCUUGGACGCUCCAGACUGGUUAAAGAAAUCAUCGGAUUAUGUUGUGGAACUACGUUUAAUGGCUGAUUCCAUUGAUGAAUAUCAUAAAGAUGCUACCAAAGCAAACUUUACAGGCACUUGCGUGGGAGCAGUCGGUGGAAUUUUAAGUAUUGCAGCACUUGUUGCCCCCUUCACUGCGGGUAGCUCGUUGGUACUUGCUGGGCUGGGAGUGGCAGCAGGUGUUGUUGGCGGGGCCACUAACGUUGUAGCCAGUGUUUCUGAUAAUAAUAAUCAAGUCAGCAAACAGAAAAGAGUAAAUGAAAUUGUAGAAGACUAUGAAAAAGUGACCAAAAACCUGACUGAGAAAUUAACUCAGUUAAAUGAUGCAUUAAAAUUAAUGCUUGAACUUGAGGAGAAAAACUUACCAAAUGUGGCACUUAUUGGCACCGCUCGAGGUCUCAUGAACAGCCUGAGUUUUAUGACUAUAAUGUUCACAAGGAGAGCCGUAACUGUACUCAAAAAUCUUUCAGGAAUUUUGGCAUUGCUCACUGUAGCAUGGGAUUUUUUCUCCAUAAUAAAUGAUUUACAGGAACUUGGAAAACAGAGAACUGAGAUUUCUCGGAUGAUCCGAGAGGUAGCUAACCAGAUUGAAAAAGAAAGAGACAAUUUUGAGAAAGAAUAUUCAAAGUGGAAAGAUUGUAAGAAGCUGAAUAAAUAAUAUUGAUCAGUGAGCGUACAGAGAUCGCAUUGAAAUUUUCUUCAAGAUUUAGUAUCCACUCUAGCCGAAUUGGCAGGAAUUUCUUACUCAGUACAUUCAGCCCUUCCUUUAAACCUAACAGCUUUAAUAUUGGUUUCUAUUAUUCAGGUGUUUAAAUUCCUAAUGUGGCUUGGCAAUUGCUUAUCCAUUAUUUUGGUCCUACAUUGGCUCAGGAGCAACAACAUAUCAGUUUUAUAAUCCUCAGGUCUGAGCUUAUCUGCUGUGUUUCUCUUUUUUCCUCCAGUUUUGGAACCAUCCUCAAUUUUGUGUUUAUCAGUUGCUGGGAUUGGAUACUUCACCCACUGCCUUCAUUCCAUUAGCAAUCUAGACCCAAAGAAAUGAGAUUUCCUCAGCAAAAAUAACAUUAUUAAAGGGGUAUCCCUGCCACUUAACACAAAGUUCAGGACAGAUAUGUUUUGUCAUUUAAUCUUCUGGCAAGUUGUAUAUUCAUGGAGCCAUCCCUCAACACAGAAACAAAAGGGCUCUAAUUUGGAUAACUGGAGUUUGUGCUCAGAGGCUUUGGAACUGACUCCUGUACUGAAUAUUCAAAGGGGUUCUGCCAGUUGGGAUGUGCUAGCAUUGUAAAUAAGCAGAGAUACUUGACUAUAUUCAACAAGUUUAAAAUUAAACAGGCACUGAGAAUAGGAGAUGGUGGGACACAUCAUCAGUGAUGUAACCUGGGUCAUAGGGUGUUUAAGGACUUUUAACAUCGGACACCUUGCACAGACAACCGUGUCAUGGUUGAUCCAGGCUCUGGCUUGUUUCUGAGCAGCUGUGGUCCAUGGGUCACAUCUCUUCAACCAUAGCCAUCUGGAGGAUGGUCAUUGAAAUUGUAGUUCAUGGUUUACUGUUAUCAUUGUGUUUCUUUUUCUGUAACAAAAUAAACUUUAUUCAUAAUAGAAAA